This is a messenger RNA of Ramularia collo-cygni, 2292 nucleotides long. RefSeq lists its product as uncharacterized. Bases 1 to 2292 code for a protein of 763 amino acids. The record is from RefSeq and is a predicted model, not a curated record. Gene Ontology annotation, molecular function: protein binding. The transcript has 3 exons. Lineage: Eukaryota; Fungi; Ascomycota; Dothideomycetes; Mycosphaerellales; Mycosphaerellaceae.
AUGGCAGGUCAUAGAUACGAAGGAAUUAUCGCUGGAGGAUAUGCUCGAGUUCAGAACGGUGAUAUCCAUGGAGACCAAAUCAAUAACGACAUACAAUAUAACACCUACUACCUGCACACGCGACGCUCAUUAGAGAUUGGGAAGGACGAGCGCAUCGGUGCGACAGCUUGCAUUGCAGGCCUGCGGAGAAUUGCCGAGACUCUAGAGGGGUGCCUCUCAGAAUACCUACUAGUCCACCAUGAGAUCCUUGAACUUGCGACGAUGCUACACCAAGGUGCUCAAUCUAGUGUCGCGUUUCUUGGGGAGCUGCACCGACAGCUUACCAACAACACAUUCUCGGUGGAUCGCGCCGCGUUAAUCUCUGUUAGCUCUUUGGUCACAUCCUUCACGAAUGCAGUUCUCCUAUUCGAUGAGUUGCAUCAUGCAAUCGUUCCUAUAUUCAAACUCCAAGAGAAUCGGCCAGGACCCUCAGACGUAAAAGUUGAAGAUGUCACCCAUCUUACCAACCUUCUCGGGAGACUUACCUGGCAGAAUACCUGCUGGAAUAUGCAACUGGACAUUCUCACCCAGACUCGUACCACAAAUGUACAGCAAUCGUCGGUGAAACUGACCAACCACAUUGCUGCACGGCUGUCCUCUGACGGUGACUUGGAAGCUAGACUUGACUCUGUGGAGCAACACCUCCGUGAGCUGUCUGAGCGCCUCAAAAACGACCCUGGCCCCGAAUAUUCUCUCACCUCCCUCUACGAUGCACAACCCAGCCGCGACAUGGGAGAGGGAUAUCUCCCGCUAUCAGAGCAUCGCUUGAGUUUGCAUGAUUCUGAUUUCGAAGAAGUUCUGAACCAGGCAUGGGUAUAUCAGCGUAAUCAACAUCGCUCGGAGCUCAUGUCCUUCAGAUCUUCAUUCUCGAGACAUAGUGCAUGGUCGGAGCUGUCAAAACUCUCUCUGAGCGCAAUCUCGAUUUUGUCGGUCAUUGCUCUACCUAUAGGGCUGUCUGAGUUGCGGUACUCUGAUGCAUAUCGGAACGAGAGUGCCAAUAAAUAUGCCACCGAGCGCAGCACCCUGUCAACACUUGCGGGGCCUGCAAACGCGGAUUCGAUGCCACAUUACGCAGACUUCAUGGCCAUGCCUGAGCUACAUCCCGUAGAUCCGCUCCCCCCUUCCAGAUUGCUACGUGAAGCAGGUCUGACGCUGGAUGCCAUAUGUCUCAUGGUGGAGGUUUCUUAUCCUGCUACGAGAAACGCGCAAAGAGAAAGCGAUGCGAACACUUUCAACCACAGGCAGAACAUGCUACUAGUUGGUCUGCGGUCAAGCAGCCGUCUACUGAGCUCGCACUCGGUUGGCGAAUCAACUGGAGUCUUCGGAGCGCUGUUAAUGCACAGCUCAAUACAGUAUUGCGAGGAUCUCGCUACCACGCUAUGCGACUCAUGGUGGCAUCGUUAUGAGGCCGUUCAACACCGAGGAGUGAGUCCUCUCAUGAUCAUCGAGAGUCUCCAGCACAUACUGGACUUGCUACAACAUCUACACGAUCGUAAAUGGCCGGUGAUCGACGAGCAUGGUCCAUUGAAUCCUACUACUCCCGAGGUCAUUCCCAUCAUCACCACAUUACGCGCACUUCGUGUUGAGAUCAUACUGAGCCAAGAGAUAGUUGAUCUUAGUGUGAAGCAGCUGAGAGAACUUCGCCCACAAUGGAUUGACCGUAUGAGGCAAAUCGGCGCAAUCUCUACAAUUAUCCUGCGUGGCAACCGGCUCAGGGAUCUACCAAUGAGUACAUGCCAUCUGGGAGGUCUGCGAAUCAUUAAUCUCGAAUCGAAUCAGAUAAGCAGGUUUCCCACCGCUUUGUUGUCAAUGCCUGGAUUGAGCACACUCCGCUUGGACAAUAACCAGAUAAGAUUCAUUCCAGCCAUCGACUCGAUGGUCUCUCUAGAAUGUCUAUCGAUCUCGCAGAAUCAAGUGAUGGAACUGCCCGUCGCGUUAGCCUCCAUGAACAGACUUGUCAUGAUGAAGCUGGACGGGAACCCAUUCACACUCGAUCUGAGGAUUCGAAAAUUAUUGAAAGAGUUUCCAUACGGUACCGUGAUGCGCAGCAUGAAGGUCUGCCGCGCCGUGAAAUCUCACUUGAACGGAAGCAUACAGGUGUCCAGUAGCUCUGCUGAUAUGCAACACCGUCUGCCAAGUGAAACGGCAACAGAAAAAGACGAGAACACCGGAGAGUCAGGCUUGGUUGGGACGAUUGAAGUUGCCUACAUUCCAGGGGUGGUGAGUUGUAACCAUGCCAAUUACAAGGCUUAG